AUGCUCAUGAACAAUGAUUCCUUCAACUCUAGUUCAUAUUCCUCUCAGCACCAGCAGUCCACCAAGCACUACUUUCAAAGCAUCAAGGCAAGCGGAGAAGUUGCCAAGUCAUCCGACGAUGGAUCUCAUCCCACCCAUUCAAGUUCCACUGGCCUUAGAAUGGCACAUGGAGCCAUUUGCCCCGAGACCAUUGCCAUUUUCGAAAAGAACUCCAACCCAGCCAUUCGUCGCUUUGUGGAUACUUACCACAAGCGUGGUCCACUCGCCUGCGAAGACUUGCUAUCCGAUCCCGAAGUCCUUCCUCAUCUCACCAAGGCCAUGAGAGAUAUUCAUGCUUAA
Messenger RNA from Cylindrotheca closterium, 339 nucleotides. Lineage: Eukaryota; Bacillariophyta; Bacillariophyceae; Bacillariales; Bacillariaceae. The record is from the annotation of a GenBank genome assembly.